Molecule: messenger RNA, 746 nt
Organism: Penicillium subrubescens
Lineage: Eukaryota; Fungi; Ascomycota; Eurotiomycetes; Eurotiales; Aspergillaceae
Product: Rieske (2Fe-2S) protein
Exons: 2
Coding region: 104-610 (168 amino acids)
Molecular function (GO): 2 iron, 2 sulfur cluster binding
Source: RefSeq, a predicted model, not a curated record
ACGGCAUGGGUCAAGACUAGAGCAGUCGAACCAGAGAGGUACAGACGCAGCCAUCUGUAAAUUGCUGCCGCCAGGACCUCGACAUAGAACCCUCAAGAGCAAGAUGUUUCCCUUCUUCCAACGGUCUCGGGGAGAUCCAUGGCAGAAGGUCGGCUUUGCAUCUACAUUUCCCGAUCUCAGUCUUGAUAAAGAUUGCUCUAAAAUCACACCGGGCUGCAAGGCAUUCCACAUCCCCAAAGCAGAUGGGUCCUCGAGUGCCGAUGGCCCCGAAGAAGCCAACCUGGAGUCACCUGGAGAUAUGAAAGACCAGGUCCUGGUGUUCCAAUAUAAGGGGAAAUUCCAUGCUGUUGAUCAUUCAUGUCCCCAUUCAUCUUUCCCGCUUUCACAAGCGAGUAUUUUCGACAUUGAGGAUUUUGGCAUCACUCUGAGUGCUGGGUUGACCUGUCCGAAGCAUGAGUGGUCCUUUGAUCUCUUUUCGGGACAAGGUGAUCGUGGCAACUAUAAGCUAAAGAUUUGGGAGGUGGAAUUACGUGAACCAUCGGCAUCAAGUGAUAAUGUCUCAGAACGCGACAAGGAGGUAUGGGUGAGGCGAAAGCAGCGCAUUGGAUAAUGCGACUAUCUGCCCGGGUUCUGACUGGGAUUUUCUAUGAAAUGUGGACUGUUGGAAACUUUGAUGAUAUUGAUAGAAAGUGUGUACGUAUAUAGAGCGACAGCUAUGAAAUUAAGUCUGGAUAAUUCAAGAUGAG